Messenger RNA from Brassica rapa (field mustard), 880 nucleotides. RefSeq names its product zinc finger A20 and AN1 domain-containing stress-associated protein 5. Lineage: Eukaryota; Viridiplantae; Streptophyta; Magnoliopsida; Brassicales; Brassicaceae. Gene Ontology annotation, biological process: protein ubiquitination. Gene Ontology annotation, molecular function: zinc ion binding; ubiquitin-protein transferase activity; DNA binding. The record is from RefSeq and is a predicted model, not a curated record.
UGGUGGAGAGAGAUGAUAAGAGAGAGGGAAACGCGUCUCUACGAGGCUCACAUUCCAUUCAUCUCUCUCUCUCUCUCUCUCCUCUGAUUCUCUCUAUACGACCCGUGAGCUCGCCGGAGGAGGGUGAAAUCAAUAUAAGAUGGCGCAGAGAACGGAGAAGGAAGAGACGGAGUUCAAGGUCCUCGAGACCUUAACGACCCCCGCCACCGCCACGACCACGCUCUGCUCAAAUAACUGCGGCGUUACAGCGAAUCCAGCCACCAACAACAUGUGUCAGAAAUGUUUCAACGCUUCCAUCGCCGCCGCCGGCGUAGACUCCGGCUCGACGUCGAAGAGAGCGUCGAGAUCCGUUAAUCUUAGGCCAUCACCAGCCAAAGUCGUGAUCCGUCCCAGGGAGAUCGAUCCGGUUAAGAGAGAUCAGCAGACGGUAAACCGGUGUUCCGGCUGUCGGAAGAAGGUGGGGCUGACCGGGUUCAGAUGCCGAUGCGGUGACCUUUUCUGCUCCGAGCACCGUUACUCCGAUCGACAUGAUUGCAGCUACGACUACAAAACCGCCGGUCGUGAGGCGAUCGCUAGAGAGAACCCGGUGGUCAAGGCGGCGAAGAUGGUCAAAGUUUAAAAGUUAAAAUUCGAAUUUGAUUUUAAAAAAAAAAAGAAUCUUCAGUCGUGGUUCAAGCUCCGAUCUAUAAAGUUCGGACAGGGAGAUGCUCUCGCAGACAUUGAUUUGAUGCUGUCUGUUUUGUAAUGAAAGAUCAGAGAGAUUCUCUUCUCGAUUUGAAUUUGAAACUAAAUUUAUUGUUUAGUGAAUGAUGAUUAUUAUUGUUGUAGCUUUUAGGGACUUUUAUGGAUUCAUGAAUUUUAUUUGCUUAAGAUUUUGAUA